This is a messenger RNA of Nerophis lumbriciformis (worm pipefish), 1002 nucleotides long. Lineage: Eukaryota; Metazoa; Chordata; Actinopteri; Syngnathiformes; Syngnathidae. The record is from RefSeq and is a predicted model, not a curated record.
AUGGAGAAAGUUGUGAUUGUAACCGGCGCAAAUAGUGGUAUUGGUCUAGCCUUGUGUGAAAGGCUUCUCACUGAGGACAUCCACCUCCGUUUAUGUCUAGCGUGCAGAAACAUGCAACGUGCCGAGGCUGCCCGCUCUGCCCUUUUGUUGUCACACUCCAAGGCCCAGGUGGACAUAGUGCAGCUUGACGUGGGUUCUGUGCAGUCGGUGUUUGCUGCUGCUCAAGAACUCAAGGCUAGGUACGAAAGAAUUGACUUUUUGUAUCUGAAUGCUGGAAUAAUGCCCAAUCCGCAAGUGGAUAUAAAAGCUUUUUUCAAGGGUUUGUUCUCAAGAAACGCCAUCAACAUGUUUGCAACAGCAGAGGGUCUUUUAACACAGCAGGACCGGAUUAACACUGAUGGUCUGCAGGAAGUUUUCGCCACAAACCUGUUUGGUCAUUUUCUUCUGGUCAGAGAGCUGGAGCCUCUGUUGUGUCAGGCGGGUCACACAUCACGUGUCGUGUGGACCUCUUCAAGCAACGCCCGGCGCACUGCCUUCAGUAUCGAGGAUAUCCAGCACAAAAAUGGGACGGAACCAUACAGCUCCUCCAAGUAUGCCUCUGACAUGCUCAGUGUGGCCCUCAACAGACAUAAGAACUGCCAGGGGCUUUUCUCCUCUGUGAUAUGUCCGGGCCUGGUCAUGACCAACCUCACUUUUGGUAUACUUCCCUCCUUUUUCUGGACUUUCAUCAUGCCAAUCAUGUGGCUGAUCAGAAUCUUCACAAACACGUUUACACUCACACCAUAUAAUGGAGCAGAGUCACUGCAUUGGCUGUUCCUUCAAACACCAGAGUCUCUGGACCCCAGGGCAAAAUAUCACAGCUUAACAUCAGGACUUGGGGCAAACUACACACAACCACGGCAAAUGGACAUUGAUGAUAAUAUGUGUGAGGCGCUUUAUGAAAAACUUCUUCAACUGGAGACACACAUCAGAAGAGGAGCUGCAGACCUAAAUAAACCUUAG